Hypoxylon fragiforme is the source of this 1460-nucleotide messenger RNA. RefSeq names its product CRAL/TRIO domain-containing protein. The record is from RefSeq and is a predicted model, not a curated record. NCBI's taxonomy places the organism in Eukaryota, Fungi, Ascomycota, Sordariomycetes, Xylariales, Hypoxylaceae. The coding region runs from base 92 to 1345 and encodes 417 amino acids. The transcript has 5 exons.
ACAGUAUCCUAUUACUACAUACCUCUUAUAGGUAGUAUCUCAUUGUUAUUCAACAUAAUUAUUAGACAGUUGCUUGACAACACCACUACCAAUGACCAAGCAUACUGGUUCUUCCAUGCACCGGGUGCCUUCGACCGGGGCAGUCGAACACGGCUAUCCGAGUGGACAUCUUGGGCACCUUACCGAGCAUGAGGAGCAGGCACUAGUAGAAUUCAAGACACUUCUUGAGGAGAAAGGUCUAUACAAGCCGAACGAUCCGAACUCUCAUGAUGAUCCUACACUCCUUCGAUUUCUUCGAGCGCGAAAGUUUGUGCCCCAGGAUGCAUACGUACAAUUCAGCGAAACCGAAAAGUUCCGCAAGUCGAACCAAAUCGAGGUUCUGUACGACACGAUCGAAGUCGACUCUUUCGAGGAAUCUAGGAAACUUUAUCCAAGAUUUACCGGGCGACGUGACAAGCGCGGCAUUCCCAUCUACGUAUACCAAAUCCGACAUCUUGACUCCCAUGCAGUGGCCAAGUAUGAGAAGUCGACCGAGACAACGUACAGCAGGGCGAAGACGGACGGGAAGACGCCCGCGAAGCUGCUGCGCUUAUUUGCGCUAUACGAGAACCUAACGAGAUUCGUGCAACCGCUGUCUUCCGAGUGCACUGACCGCCCGCAUCCCGCUACCCCGAUCACCCUGAGCACCAAUAUUGUCGACAUUUCGCAUGUUAGUUUACGCAUGUUCUGGAAUUUGAAGGCUCACAUGCAAGCAGCUAGUCAGCUAGCGACUGCGCAUUAUCCCGAGACAUUGGACCGAAUCUUCAUCAUCGGGGCACCGAUAUUCUUCUCAACAGUAUGGGGCUGGGUCAAGCGCUGGUUUGAUCCGGUAACUGUGUCCAAGAUUUUUAUCCUCCAAGAGCACGACGUCCUGCCCGUCUUGACGUCAUUCAUGGAUAAAGAGAACAUCCCCAAGUGCUAUGGCGGCGAUUUAGAGUGGGACUUCUUCGACCAGCCAGCCUGGGACGACGAGAUCAAGCGGAUAUGUCAAUUCGAGAACGGCUACACUGCUUUCCCCACAGGCCCGCUGUACUGGAAGCCAAUCGACGACGGCAAGCGACUCGAGUGUCUCGCCGUAGGCACCAUCAAGGGUGGUUCAGACAGAAGGGAGCGCGUCUGCACCAUCACGAGGGCCUACCCGCCCAAGACCACGGAGGAUACCCUGGUGUCCGCUACGGUAUCCCAGACAGACGACGCAACAAUAGAUGCCGACGAGGCCUUUACGACGCCCACCGAAAAGGCUUCUGUCAAUGUAGACGUCCCAACUGCGAACAUCGCGGCACUAUCGCUCGCCGAGGCUAAGUAACGAAAAGCUACCUGCUGACUUACUACCUAAAUACAUAUAUAACCUACUCAGGAUAAUCCUACAUACCCUAUUACCCUUUUCUUCCCCUCAUGCAUUGGACACGACGUGGAAGGGU